Molecule: messenger RNA, 1542 nt
Organism: Colletotrichum graminicola M1.001
Lineage: Eukaryota; Fungi; Ascomycota; Sordariomycetes; Glomerellales; Glomerellaceae
Product: cytochrome P450
Exons: 4
Coding region: 1-1542 (513 amino acids)
Molecular function (GO): oxidoreductase activity, acting on paired donors, with incorporation or reduction of molecular oxygen; monooxygenase activity; iron ion binding
Source: RefSeq, a predicted model, not a curated record
AUGAUUAUCCAUCUACUGUCCACGACUUCGGUCGUGGCGACUGUUGUCUUCCUCAUCGCCGCAAGAUGCAUCGCUGCCGUCCUUUACCGCCGCUUCUUCCACCCGCUCCGCGCAGUGCCCGGCCCCUGGCUCAACAGCGUGACCGAGUUACCCGCCGCUCUGCAGCUGGUCAGAGGCAACCAACACAUCUACUACAGGUCAUUGCAUGAAAAGUACGGGCCCGUCGUAAGAGUCUCGCCGAGCGAGCUCAGCUUCAUCAACCCGGAGGCGCGGGAGGAGAUAUACGGCUUCCGCAAAGGUGGUCGUUUGAUGGAAAAGAGCCCAAUUUUUCUCGGCGCUGUGGGAAGCACUGACGGCCAGACCGGCGUGAGUCUGGCGCUCAACGCCGAACACACCCGGCAGCGGAAAGCGUUGGGCUACUUGUUCACCAACAGCGCGUUGCUCCGUUUCGAGCACCUAUUCCGCCAACAGAUAGACCAGUUCAUCUCUGUCCUCGACGAGAAGAUGGCUCGGAACGAGCCAGUAGACGUCGCGAGUUGGUACACCUACCUCGCUUUCGACAUAAUGGGCGACGCAUGCUUCGCCGAGCCAUUUGGGUGCCUGAACCAGGCCUCGGACACGGAGUGGUCCACCUCAGUCAUCAACGUCUUCGUGGCCGCGACCUGGACGCAGGGCAUCCGCCGGCUGUCCGGGACCGGAACCUGGCUCGAGUCCCUGAUGACGCGGCUCCUCGUCCCCGCGCGGGCGGCCGAGUGGCGCCGCAUCCACCUGAGCAACUCGCGCGAGAAGACGGUCCGCCGCCUCGCCGACCGAGAUCGCGACCACCCGGACUUCAUGUACCACAUCCUCAACAGCGAGUCCAAGAACCUGCUCUCCGAGACCGAGAUCAUCCUCAACAUGGCCCUCUUCAUCAGCGCCGGCACCGACACCACCGCCACCGCCCUGACGGGCUGGACCUACUUCGUCUGCACCCACCCGGACGUCUAUCGCCGUCUGGUCCGCGAGGUCCGCGGCGCCCUGCGCUCCCGCGAUGACAUCCGCUGGGACAAGGUCCGCCACCUGCGCUACCUCGAGGCCACCAUCCACGAGGCGCUGCGCCUGUUCCCCCCCUCGCCUGCGAGCCAGCAGCGCAUGGUGCCCGCGGGAGGCGCCACCAUCGACGGCUACUACGUCCCCGCCGGCAUGACUGUGGCCGUCCCGCCCUGGGUCUCGACGCACUCGUCCUGCAACUUCGUCGACCCCGACGAGUUCCUUCCCGAACGGUGGCUGGGAGAAGACGCCCGGUUCUCCGGCGACCGGCCCAACGCCUCCUUGCCUUUCGGCACCGGGCCCCGGGUCUGCAUCGGGAAGAACCUGGCGUACAUGGAGAUGCGGCUCAUCUCCGCCCACUUGCUGUGGAACUUCGACAUGGCGCUGGACAUAGAGACGCACAGGAGCAGCAAUGAGGUUUGGGGGCUGGACGGGAAGCUGAGGCCUAUGAAGGUCUUUCAUUCCAUGACUAAACCGGACCUGUGGGUGCGCUUGGAGAAGGCGAAGCAGUAG